GAUUUUUUUAAAAAGGUAAAAAGAAAAAGAAAAAGAAAAAAGUCAAAACACACCGCUACGAGUUUCAAGUUUGCAUAGUGCCAUCAAAACUGUAAUAUCCCCAUUUCUUGAGCACACAAUUCUUUUUUUCAUAACCUCAAAAACAUAGUGACGGUUGAGCACGAGUUUAGUAAAAAGGUUGAAGAUAACAACAAUUAAUAAUGGCAAUGGCGAAUAUAAUCGGUCUUCUCAAGAUUAGAGUGAUUAAAGGUACCAAUCUUGUAAUCAAGGAUUCAUCCAGUAGCGAUCCUUAUGUUAUCAUUACUAUGGGUUCUCAGAAAUUGAAGACACGGCAUGUGAAAAAUGACUGCAAUCCUGAAUGGAAUGACGAACUGACUCUUGCAAUUUAUGAUCUUGAUGAUCCAAUCAACUUAACAGUGUAUGACAAAGACACAUUUACUAGUGAUGACCUAAUGGGUGAGGCUCAGAUAGACAUAAAACCAUAUGUAGAAUGUCUGAAGGCAAGAUUAUGUGAUCUCCCAGAUGGCACCGUUGUUGAUAAGAUCCUUCCGAGCAGGGAAAAUUCGAUAGCUGACGUGAGCCAAAUCAUUUGGAAGGAUGGAAAGUUAGUGCAGGACAUGAUUCUCAGGCUUAAAAAUGCGGCAACUGGUGAGGUAGAAAUCCAAAUCGAGUGGGUGGAUGUUCCAAAAUCUUAAAACUCUUGUAUCUUGAGGAUGUGGGAAGGUUAUGCGUCUGUUUCCGACUUCUGAGUGGAGUUACAGCCAUGGGCGGAUUUAGGGGGGGGGGGGGGGUUCAAGGGGAUUCAUUGAACCCCCAGAUUUUUUGAAAAAAAUUUAUAAGUUUUGAUAUUUUUUUUUUUUUAAAAAAAAAAAUAAGGUUAAAUAUUUUUUUGUGAAGUAAAUAAACAAAUAUGUAACUUUGGUACAUUGGUAAGGGAGUGACUAAUAGAGUAGUGAGGCUCCUCUUGAUCAUGGGUUCGAGACCAGCCACCCUCAUUUCUUUGUUUUGUUUUGUUUUGUUUUCCCCUUUUGAUUUCUUCCGUUGUUCUUCAUGAGUUAGUCCAUAGUUGGUUCAAUAAUUUUAGGAGUAGUAUGUUGGUCAUUUUGUUAAGUUAGAGAGUCAAAUGAAUUUAGAAGUUAAUGAGUUUAUUUAGUGGGUUUAAUCAUGGCAUUAUACUUUCAGUUUUUUAGCUUAUUAUUUGUUGUUUGUUAGCCUACAUAUAUGGCUCUUGUAUUUAGUGAAUUAAGCAUGAAGAAAUAUUAUGAGUUCUUUA
This is a messenger RNA of Chenopodium quinoa (quinoa), 1273 nucleotides long. RefSeq names its product protein C2-DOMAIN ABA-RELATED 7-like. The record is from RefSeq and is a predicted model, not a curated record. NCBI's taxonomy places the organism in Eukaryota, Viridiplantae, Streptophyta, Magnoliopsida, Caryophyllales, Amaranthaceae. Bases 201 to 695 code for a protein of 164 amino acids. The transcript has 3 exons.